Molecule: messenger RNA, 1065 nt
Organism: Cladocopium goreaui
Lineage: Eukaryota; Dinophyceae; Suessiales; Symbiodiniaceae
Source: the annotation of a GenBank genome assembly
AUCUUUCCCGCCAUGUUGAUGUGCGCAUGUUGCGAAGAAACUGGCAGAGACAAUCACCAGGCUUUAUUUUGUGAUCCGCAGUUCCCUUAUGAGGACGUGGUUUCUGCCAGAAAAAACGAUCCGGCACACAGCAUUCAGGUCAAAGUGAAAUAUCAACCAGGAAAUCUCGGUGUUGACCUUGAUGCCAUUGACAUCAACCGCGGCCUUGUGGUCAAGGCUGUUCUGCCUGAUGGCCAACUAGCAGAGUGGAACAAAAUCAAUCCAGACUCCGCCAUCCGGCCAUAUGACAAGAUCUUUAAGGUCAACGGGAAGGUCGGUACAGUUCAAGAACUCGAGUCUUUCAUCGUGUCUUCAAGUCCUGAUUUGCACCUGGAAUUUCGACGUCCCCAACGCUUCGAAGCAAAGUUGCGGCGGCCCGGGAGUUUGGGAGUCAGGUUGCACUACAAGAAGUCAUCCAUGGGCGUGUUGGUCAGUGAGGUGCUGGAAGAUGGACUGGCAACUGUUUGGAACAUCAACAACCCCACGCGAGUCAUUGCUGCUGGUGACCGAAUCCUCGAGGUAAAUGGUGAAGCGCUUUCACCAGAGGAGAUGGUUGAAAAGCUCUCAUUGGAGGAAGAAGUAUCAUUGCUUGUUCUGCACUACAAUCAGGAUCCGAUUCCAAUCCGAGGUAUUUAGUUUCACCGCCGCUGUACAGUACAGCAACCACGACAUCCAAUACGGAUAUUAAUGUCACUUCAGAACCCUUGAGGGUCCUAAGUGGCAGUAUUUGAAGUCGACUGGGCAAGCAUUGCCACCAGAGAGUGGCUGAGCUUUGAACAGAUAUGUUUUUGCCAAGUUCUCAAACUCCACUGCCUGUUGUUUUGGACAGUCUGCGACGGGAAUUGAACAUGGCAAAGUCAGUUGCGUUCCUUGAGAGAUUUGAAGUCCUUGAAAGCAUAAUGACCGAAGUGUCGUUCUGCUCGUUCUGACACCAGGACGGCUAUCGGGGACGGAGCAGACACAAGAAAUGAUGUAAACCGGUUUGGACAUUUUUUUGCACCUCUCGAAGAGAGGGCAAUCUUUCAC